UGAUAUGAAAUUAUAACACGUAAGAUAAAUAAUUUAAGUGCUCUUGAAUUUCUGCUAACGCGGCGCAAAGGAUAGCGAUGACGUGCAAAAAAUAGUAGCAAUCUUUAAAAUAUUCAUACGUACAAGAGGACACUUAUCAGUCUUUCAGUUGUAAACCAUUUCACUGCAGCAAUUCAUUGACACAUCAGUUGUUUUGUCAAGAAGUUGAAUUCAAAAUUUUUGGUAUGAAUAACGAAAUAAAAAUGCUUAGGAGUAGUGAGAAAUUUUUGGAGCUUUGUAAAGGUUUGAAAUUGCCUCUGAAUGGUGAUAUUUGCAGCAGUACUGAAGUACUUGUAAAACAUAUUUUUGAAAAAUAUUUCGAAAGUAGAAUUUCAGAAUCCGAUCAACCGCCAUGGCGUGAUCCCACCAACAAUUUGUGUAAAUCACUACACAUUUCAUCUAAUCAGACACGCUAUAUAAAACCCAGUGAAAAUGACGUCUGGAUUUUCGGUUAUGGCUCGCUUAUAUGGAAACCAGACUUUCCAUUUAUCGAUCGAAAACGUGGCUUUAUACGCGGUUACAGAAGAUUAUUUUACCAAAAUAGCACUGAUCAUCGUGGCACGAAAUUACGCCCGGGUCGUGUUGUAACCCUUUUACCAACUGUUAGUUUGGAUAGUCGAGUUUAUGGCAUAGCUUAUCGUAUUUCGGAAGAACAUCGUGAUGAAGUUUUGGCACAUUUAGACUAUCGUGAAAAGAAUGGCUACGAUCGUUGUGACGUACAAUUUAAUGAAUAUCCUGAAGAUUUGGAUAGUCAUUUUUCAAUAACCAUGUAUAUUGCCACACCGGAUAAUGUAUCGUAUGCAGGGAAUAUUUGGCAAAUACCAGUGAUAGCACAACAAAUAUUCACAGCAGCUGGUCCAAGUGGACCAAAUCGGGAUUAUCUUUUCAAUUUAGCAAAUGCAAUGCGUGAAUUAUUUCCUGGUGAACGUGAUCGACAUUUAUUUGAAUUGGAAGCGGAAGUUAAGCAAUUGAUUGCUGAAUAUGAACCAAAGUUAUUGGAAAAGUCAUUGAAACGUGAAAUCACCGAAAUUAUUGAGACGGGCAAUACUGAUGGUGACGUGCGCGAAACUAUACGAGAUGUAGAACAUUUGCAUCAGGUUUGCACGCACACAGGUUGGCGUGAGGAUUUUCUGGUCAAGGAAUUAGAAAGUCUGAAGGAGCUACUCGACUCACUUCAAAGUAAACAAAGUAUUAGUACUCAAGUUGAAAGCAAAGUUGUAAACUCGUAGGCACUACAAUUAUUCUAUUUUAAAAAUGUGAUAUAAAGCGUUGUUUGAAAUCUAGCACUAUAUUGUAUAAUAUAAAACUUAAUUAUGAACAAUAAAAACAUUCAUACACAAAUAAAACUA
Molecule: messenger RNA, 1388 nt
Organism: Ceratitis capitata (Mediterranean fruit fly)
Lineage: Eukaryota; Metazoa; Arthropoda; Insecta; Diptera; Tephritidae
Product: putative glutathione-specific gamma-glutamylcyclotransferase 2
Exons: 2
Coding region: 225-1268 (347 amino acids)
Biological process (GO): glutathione catabolic process
Cellular component (GO): cytoplasm
Molecular function (GO): glutathione specific gamma-glutamylcyclotransferase activity; gamma-glutamylcyclotransferase activity
Source: RefSeq, a predicted model, not a curated record